Molecule: messenger RNA, 1368 nt
Organism: Neoarthrinium moseri
Lineage: Eukaryota; Fungi; Ascomycota; Sordariomycetes; Amphisphaeriales; Apiosporaceae
Exons: 2
Coding region: 1-1368 (455 amino acids)
Source: RefSeq, a predicted model, not a curated record
AUGGUCACAGAGAAGAUAGUGCCGACCCGAGAAUGUGGCGAGGCUCACAAGCGCUUGGUGGUCAACUCGGCUUUGCUGAGUCUAAUCGACCCGGUUCGAGGAGCACCUACGAAAAGCCUCCUUGACGGACAUCCCGAUGACGAUUUUCUGAAAAGUCAUCAACUCAAGGAGAGAUUCCUCGACUCAUUCGCACUUAUCUGCUCAACAUCAGGUUGCGGCAAGGAGACGGCCUCGGCCGUCUGCAUGGAACAGAAUCAGUCGUCUGAAACCAUUUUACGCGUCGCUCGCAAUCGCGGCCUAUCACAGCAAGACCGCAAUGGACUUGAAAGGAUGUUACAAAUCCUUGUCUCAACUGCCAAAGGAGAGAAGUUAUCAAAGCAAGCCGAAACAGAAGUCCUAGAAGAAGUGGUUGAUUUAGACAGAAGCCGCAUUUUGUCGCUUGUACAGAAGCUCGAGAAAGGUGGGAUUCGACGUGUGUUCCAGCUGGCAAUCUCCCGGCUCUUCGACAACGGUUGUUAUGAAGAAAUAUCGGAAGACCCACGUUUUGGGUGUUGGAUAAAGACGUGCCCUUUCACAGGCACAUAUCUAAGCUCCUCUGGGUCGUCUCAAUUGUUCUCUCUUAUCAAGUGGGCAGCGCAGGCUAGAUGGGUCUACCCUAAGCAUUUGCAGGUCUUGCUCGCCUUCGGCCCAACGUCGACUCCCCCAUGGAUUGAAACCCUUUACAAACUUGCUCGCUAUUGGGCAGCGAUCAAGUCGAUGAUCAAAUUUGCCAUGAAACAGCCUGCGGUCUUCGCGAGCAUCCGCAUUCAGGAUGUUAAGGCCCCUCAGCAACAAACAUUCUCGCUUUUCCAGGAGCAAACACCUCUCCGGAAAGCUCUCAAGAGAUUAGUCAAAACAGACUACGCGGUGACGAUAACGAAAUUAGCCCAGCGCUGGAAGACAGACGACGUAGAGGCCACGUUGCGUAGAGCAUGCCGUUUGAAGCUCACACUCCACGCCGAAAUGCAGCUUCUGGAUUUCUACGACCGCAACCCAGCUUUGGUGCCUCAACUACGUUUGAUGGGCACCAGUAAGAAAGCUUGCUAUCUUUGUUACGAAUAUCUAGUUCGGCAUCCGCUUCGCAUCCGGGUAUCGGCUUGCCAUCAAAAGGUCUACCCUACAUGGAUGCCGCCGUCCAGUCGUGAUAUUCCUGGAGUAGCUAGGAAUAAGCUUUUCUGGAGUUUUAGUAAGCAUAUUGAACAUGUGACCGUGAGAGAGCUGAGGACAGGACUGGCGGCUUCCCAGCGACCGAGGAACAAGGAUUCAACGGCAGGUCCGUCCCUGACAGUAACAGCAACUGUCCCUACGAGGUCUGGGUGUGGCACAUAG